Molecule: messenger RNA, 1740 nt
Organism: Acomys russatus (golden spiny mouse)
Lineage: Eukaryota; Metazoa; Chordata; Mammalia; Rodentia; Muridae
Product: solute carrier family 22 member 13
Exons: 10
Coding region: 1-1647 (548 amino acids)
Biological process (GO): transmembrane transport
Cellular component (GO): membrane
Molecular function (GO): transmembrane transporter activity
Source: RefSeq, a predicted model, not a curated record
AUGUCUCAGUUUGCACAGGUCAUGGCUGAAGUGGGCGACUUUGGUCGCUUCCAGGUACAGGUGGCCAUCCUGAUGGGCAUCCCCAAUUUCCUGUCUGCGUUCUUCGUGUUUGGUCAGGUCUUCAUGGUCCUUGAUGAGGCGCACCACUGCUCAGUGUCCUGGGUCAAGAACCACACUUUCAACCUCAGCGCUGCUGAGCAGCUGGCUGUAAGCAUACCCAACGACACGGCAGGCAGGCCUGAGUCCUGCCUCAUGUUCCGGCCACCUCCUGACAGCGCCAGCCUGGAAGACAUCCUCAGUCACCGCUUCAACGAGACACAGGCCUGCGACUCAGGCUGGGACUAUCCUGAGAACAGGCCUCGGUCCUUAAAGAAUGAGUUUGACCUGGUGUGUGAACGGAAGACCCUGAAGAGGACCUCCCAGUCAGUGUUCAUGGCUGGGCUCUUGGUUGGGGCCCUCGUCUUCGGACCCAUCUGUGACUGGAUUGGUCGCAGACCCUCUCUUCUAGUGCAGCUGCUUCUGUCAGGCGUCACAGGUCUUGCCACAGCCUUUGUGUCCACUUUUGAGCUCUAUCUGACCCUACGCUUUGUACUGGCUGUUGCUGUUGCUGGGUAUUUACUAAGCACCAAUGUCCUGCUUUCCGAGUGGGUGGGGCCAUCCAGGAGAACACAAGCCAUGGUCCUGGCCCAGAGCAACUUUGCCCUUGGGCUGAUGGUGCUAGCAGGACUGGCCUAUGGUGUCCGCAACUGGAGACUCCUUCAGAUAAUAGGCACCACACCAGUAUUCCUGCUCGUCUUCUACUUCUGGGUUCUGCCAGAAUCCCCGAGGUGGCUCCUCUCCCAAGGAAGGACAGAGGAAGCCAAACAACUGGUGCAGAAGGCAGCCUUGGUGAACAGGCGGCCAAUUCCUCCAGAACUCCUGAACAAGCUGGUCUCUGAGAAGGCAGGCCCCUCGGGGAAUGCUUUGGAUCUUUUCAAACACCCUCAUCUCAGGAAGAUGACCCUGAUUCUCAUUGCUGUCUGGUUUGUGGACAGUAUGGUGUAUUAUGGCCUCAGUUUCCAAGUGGGGGACUUUGGCCUGGACAUCUACCUGACACAGCUAAUAUUUGGAGUAGUGGAAGUGCCUGCCCGCCUUUCUAGCAUCCUCAUAAUGGAGAAGCUGGGUCGGAAGUGGAGCCUGUUAGGUGCUCUGAUGCUGGCUGGUGUCAUGUGCAUCAUCAUUAUCUUCAUCCCAGGAGAUCUUCCCACGGUGGUCACCGUGCUGGCCGUGGUGGGGAAGUUUGCCUCGUCUGCUGCCUUCACCAUUUCUUACGUGUACACUGCUGAGCUCUUCCCCACCAUCAUCAGGCAAACAGGCAUGGGGCUGGUGAGCAUUUUCUCCAGGAUCAGUGGCAUCCUCACACCACUCCUGAUGUUGCUGGAGCAGUACCACAGGGCACUGCCCAUGAUCAUCUUCGGCAGCCUCCCCAUCGGAGCAGGCCUACUGUGUGCUCUGCUGCCUGAGACACGGGGCCAGACCCUGAAGGACACCCUCCAGGACCUGGAGCUGGGCUCCCCUGCAUGGUCCCACAAAACAGCACCCCAGAAAAACAAAACAGAACGGACUUCCAACGUGAGGGUGGCUGUUGUGAGCAGCUCAUACUUCUGACUACAGUCGCUAAGCACCAGCCAAUCAGAAACAGAACUGCCCACAUCAUUUUCUUGUUUGAUUGGGAUGCAUAGCACAUGAGAUCAGGCCAGC